Cyanistes caeruleus (blue tit) is the source of this 1136-nucleotide messenger RNA. NCBI's taxonomy places the organism in Eukaryota, Metazoa, Chordata, Aves, Passeriformes, Paridae. The record is from RefSeq and is a predicted model, not a curated record.
UGGUCCCCAGGAAAACAAUGAAAUUGUGCAAGCAAGUGUUGACCUGUCCAAAAGGAUCAGAUUCAUCUUUUACAUUGCUGAGUGCACAUGUCCACAUCCCCUCUUCAAACAAGGACAUUGUAAUCCAGCUGUCAUUUUGUUUAUUUUCUCCACAGAUUUUUGAUUAUUUGGUCCUGAGAAUAUCUGACACUCACAAGAGGGUGAAGCAGAAAGCGCUGGACGUGCUGGCAGAAAUCAUUGGCAUCCUGGAAAAUGCCUUGAGCCCAGUGAUUGUCCAUUUGGUAGAAGGAAUUACAAAGAACCUGAACUCGAAGGAUCCUGGGGUUCAUUCUGCAGCUGUGAAAGCUCUGGAAGAAUCUAUUUCUCAUUUAGAUAAAGUAUCACUGAUGAAAGAGUUUGGCCACAGAUGGAGUCAACUGAGUGGCCAAGCUCUGCUGGAUGUCACUGAGCGUAUCACAGUGCUUGUGGAAUGGGUUUAUCCCAGGAGCCCUGAAGUCGUCCAGCGCUACGCCCUGCCCGUGCUCUGGUCCUUCCUGGGGAACAAGGCGCUGCCCGUGCGAAGCGCCAAUGUCCGCACUGUGGUCACCAAGCUUGCCUCUGCCCUCUACAAGGUGAUGGGCACCAAGCUGAGGAAGUGUGCUGCCAGCCAGCCUCCACAUGUGCGGCAAAACCUCUCCAACAUCUUGGGCUGGUGAAGGCCUGAUGCUCUCCAGGAAGAUGACGAAGAGCUGAGUUGGACACCUCCAGAUGUGAGUUCUUGGCUGUGCAAAAACAACAAAAUACUGAGGAAGGGUUUGCAUCCACCCCCGCUCCCUCCACUGCCCUUCCUAGUCAAGGCAUGGGGGGCCUGAAGCAACUCCAGAUUGAGAACGAGAUGAAGGCUGAGCAGGGCUCAGCCUCAGACACAGGCUCCUCUCUUGCCAAGAAGUUUUCUCUGCAUGCUUCAUGUGUGUCCUUAUCCACAAAGUCCUUGCCUCCCAUCCUGAAGAGCCCUCUUUCCUCGGAGCUCUGGAAGAAGCUUCUGCGUCUCCUAAGAGUGAUUGAAGAAUAGGAUUUAUGUGUUAGGCUUUAUAGUUACAGCUGUACAUAUGUUCUGAUAUUUUGAUCUACGUAGGAAUAAAUGUGUUUUGAUUGUA